Molecule: messenger RNA, 430 nt
Organism: Leucoraja erinaceus (little skate)
Lineage: Eukaryota; Metazoa; Chordata; Chondrichthyes; Rajiformes; Rajidae
Gene: atp5f1e
Product: ATP synthase F1 subunit epsilon
Exons: 3
Coding region: 129-281 (50 amino acids)
Biological process (GO): proton motive force-driven mitochondrial ATP synthesis
Cellular component (GO): mitochondrial inner membrane
Molecular function (GO): proton-transporting ATP synthase activity, rotational mechanism
Source: RefSeq, a predicted model, not a curated record
CUGUCCCAGCCCGCCGUUUAUUGGAUGGAUGGUGCCGGCCGCGCUCGACCCGUCGCCAUCUUUACCGAAGGUCCUAUAGAGUUUGGAUUUAUAAGAUCUUUGAUCUUCACUACGGGACCGGAGCGAAAAUGGUGGCGUACUGGAGACAGGCUGGGCUGAGUUACAUUCGUUAUUCACGGAUUUGUGCAGUGGCUCUGCGGGCUGCACUGAAACCACAGUUCCAAGCAGAGGCCAAGAAAGUAGGAGAUGUAACUGUAAAACUCAACAAACCAAAAGAGUAAUGUGAUUUGAGGAACCUCCAUAGCCCGAACAUUUGAAGAUGAGAAGAACUUGUUCAACCUAUCAUCCCAAUAGUUGGAACUUUUAACCCAUUCGAAGACUGCAAAACUGACCAAAUGUUGAUUCAAAAUACAGAGAUUAUUUAAAUAUA